UGUUCUUGUUAAUUAUACAUUGUUAUAUCGAGAAAUUACAGUUUUGAAGGUUUCAUAAUGCGUGACGGGAAGAUAUGACUGUUAUAUAAGUCAUGCCAAGCUUUUAACAUUAGGCCUAAAAGGAACUAGCCACCCAGCAAUGUCAGAGAUAAAGGUUGGAAUACUGACUGUGAGUGACCGGUGUUCCCGUGGGGAGGCGGAGGAUACAGCAGGUGCAAAUCUGAAGGACCUCGUAGCCAAGAACACUCUUUUCCGAGGACAGGUGGUUGAGUAUUGCUGUGUUCCUGAUGAAGUGGACCAGAUAAAAGAGAUGUUACUCAAGUGGUGUGAUGAGAAAGAAGUUAAUCUGAUCGUUACUGUGGGUGGGACUGGAGCAGCGCCACGGGAUGUAACUCCAGAAGCUGUGAAAGAGGUAAUUGAAAGGGAAGCAACUGGCAUGUGUAUAAAUAUGAUGACACAGUCGCUCAAAGUUACCCCACUUGCCAUGUUAUCACGUCCAGUGUGUGGGUACCGCUCGAAGAGUUUGAUUGUAACCGUGCCAGGGAGCAAGAAGGGAUCUGAAGAAUGUCUAAGGUUCAUUGCUCCAGCAAUUCCCCAUGCCAUUGACCUUCUUACGGGACAGAAGACAGCUGUAGAAAAGACCCAUGAGCAGCUACAAGCAGAAGGAAUAAAAACUAGACAUGGGCAUCAUCACCACCACCACCCAUCUCACCAGCCUCACUGUCAUGGUCACCAUCACCACCACCAUCACCAGGGACAUCACCAUCAUCAUGCAAGUGAAUCUGGGAAUAGUGAGUCAAAGGCAGAUGUUACAACAGUGUGCAGACGUCCCAGGAAGUCUCCAUAUCCAAUGAUUUCUGUCAGCCAAGCCACUGAGAUUGUAUUAUCACAUGCAGAGAAGGGUUCUACAAAGACCCUUCCUAUGCAUGAGGCCCUAGGCUUUGUGCUUGCAGAGGACAUCUUUGCCAAAGACCCACUACCUCCUUUCCCGGCUUCUAUAAAAGAUGGUUAUGCAAUCGUCUCCCAGGAUGGAGCAGGUAUCCGCAAGGUUGGAGGAGAUGCAACAGCUGGUUGUGGACCUGAAGAUUAUAAAGUGACCAGUGGUAUGUGUAUCAGAAUUAACACUGGUGCUCCUGUGCCACCAGGUGCUGAUGCUGUUAUACAGGUAGAGGACACAGAGCUUGUUAAGGAGAGUGAAGAUGGCAAAACUGAACUUGAGAUAAAACUCCUCAAGGCACCUUCUGUGGGUCAGGAUAUCCGUCCUUUAGGGUGUGAUAUUGCAGUCGGGGAAAAGGUUCUUGCUUCAGGAACUCUUCUUGGUCCCCCUGAAAUGGGUCUCCUUGCUACCGUAGGAGUCACACAUGUUGCUGUUAUAAAUAAACCAACUGUAGCAGUCUUGUCAACAGGUAAUGAGCUCCAGGAACCAGGAGAGCAAUUAAAGGAAGGACACAUUCGCGACAGCAAUAAGACAACCCUCGUAUCCCUCCUGCAUCAACACAACAUCCCAGUUGUAGAUGCAGGGAUUGCCAAGGAUGACCCUACCUUAUUGCUUGCAGCUCUUCGGAAAGCUCUGGACCAGGCAAGCAUCUUGGUCACCACGGGCAGUGUAUCCAUGGGAGAACGGGACAUUCUGCGGCCUGUGCUCACUUCAGAUUUUGGGGCAGAGAUUCAUUUUGCACAGGUCUUCAUGAAACCUGGAAAGCCUACCACAUUUGCCACAUGCCUGUAUAAGGGGGAGAAGAAGCUAAUUCUCGGACUUCCAGGAAAUCCAGUGUCAGCCAUAGUUACCUCCAACCUUUACCUACUCCCUCUCUGUCGCAAAAUGAGUGGUCGAAGUGCUGUUGAGAACACAUGUAUAAAAGUAAAGCUGUCCUCCACCAUAUCUCUCGAUCCCCGGCCAGAGUAUCACCGAGCCACUUUAUGCUGGGCACCUGGAGAGGAUUUUGCCAUGGCAUAUUCUACUGGAAAUCAGCUCUCAUCGCGACUGCUUUCUAUGGCAUCAGCCCAAGCAUUACUUAAACUUCCUCCUCGCACUGAGCAAACAAAAAGUAUCUCAGAAGGGUCUCUGGUGGAGGCUCUUUUGCUUGGCAUGUGAGGGUAGUAUUUGGUUAGCAUUACUUGGUUGUUGAUUCAUUUUUAUAAGAAUGUUAUGGGGAAGCUUGUUAGGCCAAAUGUUUGUAAAAGUUCAAUAAAACAUUCAGUUAUUUUUAAAAAUUGUCUUGUUAUGAUUGCUAUGAUCUUUACUUUUAAUUGACUUGCUUUAAAAAAAAAAUAGAGGAGGAAACAUGUUUAACCAAACAUUGGGAAAAAUUUGAGAAAAAAAAAAUUGUUUUAUGUCAGAGAAGUUUGCAUUGAUAUUUAAGUAGCAUUUAACAGAGUUUUCAUUAUAUUAAAUAUUAGAUUCUUUUCUGGAAAUUAUUUUUUGAUCUCUGAUUUUUUAUCUAAGUGUGUAAUUUGAAUCUGCACAUAUAUUGAUUUAAUUGUAUAUUGAAAGUUUGUUUCUUUUAAUUAUUUAAAUGUUAGAGCUGCGAAGAACCCAGUGAUAUGAUAUAAUGGCAUUUCAUUCUUUGUUUAUAAUAUGUUUCAUAUUCCUCACUAAUUAUGUAGACAAUGAUAAAGAAUGUGUCUUUUUUGGUUAAAUUGUCAUUUACAAAGGGAGUCUUGUUGGACCCAUAGCAGGUAAAAAAAUGGUGCUAAAGUUUAAGCACAAAGUUCAUUUCAUGGGGGUAUAAAUGGAUGGUUUUGACAAAUGUUUAGAAUUGUUAAGAUUUUCAGAUUUAUAUUUUACAUAAGUACAAUGAUGAGAUUAAAAAAUACAUGUA
This is a messenger RNA of Penaeus vannamei (Pacific white shrimp), 2822 nucleotides long. Its product is annotated as Molybdenum cofactor synthesis protein cinnamon. Gene Ontology annotation, cellular component: cytosol; postsynaptic membrane; postsynaptic specialization. Gene Ontology annotation, biological process: molybdenum incorporation into molybdenum-molybdopterin complex; gamma-aminobutyric acid receptor clustering; Mo-molybdopterin cofactor biosynthetic process. Gene Ontology annotation, molecular function: molybdopterin molybdotransferase activity. NCBI's taxonomy places the organism in Eukaryota, Metazoa, Arthropoda, Malacostraca, Decapoda, Penaeidae. The record is from RefSeq and is a predicted model, not a curated record.